AUGGCCUUGCCGAGACUUUUCAAGAAACCAGCAGACGAGCCAGGGAAGGCAUGGCCGGCCAUCUUGAUCGGUCUGUUCGUCGCCUUUGGCGGUGUCCUCUUUGGAUAUGACACCGGAACCAUCUCUGGCAUUAUUGCCAUGCCUUUCUGGAAGCGAGAAUUCGCGACAGAAACGAAUGCCAAUGGCGAACCCAUUAUUACCGCCGCCCAGGACUCACUCAUCGUUUCCAUCUUGUCUGCUGGAACCUUCUUCGGUGCUCUAACUGCUGCGCCUGUCGGUGACCUGCUUGGUCGCCGCUUCGGCUUGAUGUUUUCCGCUGGCGUGGUCUUCAACCUAGGUGUCAUCCUGCAGACGGCUGCUACGGCUCAGGACCUGUUCAUCGCUGGCCGUUUCUUUGCGGGUUAUGGAGUGGGUCUGGUAUCUGCUCUGAUUCCCAUGUAUCAAUCCGAGACUGCGCCCAGAUGGAUCCGUGGCACCAUUGUCGGAGCAUACCAACUCGCCAUCACCAUUGGCCUUUUCCUGGCUGCCAUCGUAAAUAAUGGUACAAAGGACCGGAAUGACUCGGGGUCGUACCGUAUCCCCAUCGCCAUCCAGUUCCUGUGGGCUUUGAUUCUCGUCGUUGGUCUGCUCUUCUUGCCGGAAACCCCUCGCUACCUCAUCAAGGUGGACAAGUACGACAAGGCCGUCCGAUCACUUGCUAAGCUGCGCCGGCUUCCUGCGGACCACCCUGCCAUUGUCGAGGAGUUGAAUGAAGUGCAGGCGAACCACCUCUACGAACUGAGUCUCGGCAAGGCGUCCUACGCGGACUGCUUCCGCGGCACCGUUGGCAAGCGUCUCCUCACCGGAUGCUUGUUGCAGAUGCUUCAGCAACUCUCUGGUGUCAACUUUAUCUUCUACUACGGAACCCAAUACUUUGAGAAUGCCGGCUUCCGGAACCCCUUCAUUAUUCAAGUCAUCACCAACUCGGUUAACGUCGCUUCCACCUUCCCGGGCCUCUACAUGGUUGAGAAACUGGGUCGCCGCAACCUGCUCCUCCUCGGCGCCGUCGGCAUGUGUGUCUGCCAGUACGUCGUCGCCAUCACAGGUACCGUAGCUGGAACUACGAACCUGCCGGCGCAGCAGGCCGCCAUCGCGUUCGUGUGCAUUUACAUCUUCUUCUUUGCGAGCUCCUGGGGACCCGUGGCCUGGGUGGUUACGGGCGAGCUGUUCCCGCUCAAGGUCCGCGGCAAGUGCCUGUCCAUGACGACGGCAAGCAACUGGCUCCUGAACUGGGCCAUUGCGUACAGCACCCCUUACCUGGUCGACGAGGAGCACGCGAAUCUGCAAUCCAAGGUUUUCUUCGUAUGGGGCUCGUGCUGCUUCGUCUGUAUUGCAUUCACCUACUUCCUCAUCUACGAAACCAAGGGUCUCACUCUCGAGCAAGUCGACGAGCUCUACGGCGUCGAGAGCAAGGCGUGGAAGAGCAAGAAGUUCCGUCCCACAGUACAUUUCGCGGAUGUGACCAAGGAAGACGAACAAAGGCGUAUGAGUCUUGUAGAGAUCGCCGCGAAUCAGGAAAGGAAGAGGAGUUUGCAGGGCGAUGGACACGCGGUGCCUGUUGCUGCGGAGACGUUGACUACGGAGAAGGUUUAA
Molecule: messenger RNA, 1632 nt
Organism: Westerdykella ornata
Lineage: Eukaryota; Fungi; Ascomycota; Dothideomycetes; Pleosporales; Sporormiaceae
Product: glucose transporter-like protein
Exons: 7
Coding region: 1-1632 (543 amino acids)
Biological process (GO): transmembrane transport; carbohydrate transport
Cellular component (GO): membrane
Molecular function (GO): carbohydrate:proton symporter activity
Source: RefSeq, a predicted model, not a curated record